Messenger RNA from Rhopalosiphum padi (bird cherry-oat aphid), 828 nucleotides. RefSeq names its product craniofacial development protein 2-like. The record is from RefSeq and is a predicted model, not a curated record. Bases 1 to 828 code for a protein of 275 amino acids. The transcript has a single exon. Lineage: Eukaryota; Metazoa; Arthropoda; Insecta; Hemiptera; Aphididae.
AUGGAUGACUCAUACCAGUUUGGUGUGGGUUUUGCUGUAAUUAAAGAUUAUGAGAUGUGCGUAAAAGAAUUUAACCCAGUAUCUGAACGCAUAUGUACGAUAAGGCUAGACACAAAACCUCUAAACACGUUCAUAAUUAACAUACAUGCUCCCACUGAAGGAAAAGAAGACAUAAUAAAGGAGGAAUUCUAUGAAGAAAUAACGGAGAUCUACGAUAGGGCACCAAAAAAUACGGUGAGAAUUGUUAUUGGAGAUUUUAAUGCCAAGAUAGGGAGAGAGACCAUCUAUAGACCGACAAUUGGAUUACACAGCGCUCACGAACAAAGCAAUGAUAAUGGCCAGAGGAGUAUAGCUUUUGCAAUUUCAAGGAACAUGACCAUAAGCAGCACUUUCUUUCCACACAAGGAUAUCCACAAAUAUACGUGGAAAUCACCUGAUGGAAACACAUUCAACCAAAUUGACCACGUGGCCAUUGACAAAAGAUUCAAAUCAAGUAUUUCGGAUAUAAGAAGUUAUCGAGGAGCGGACUGUGACUCAGAUCAUUUUUUGGUCAUUGCGAAAUUCAGAAUUAAGCUGAAAAAUGUUCAAAAAACAAAUAAUAGAAUGCCUAAAUACAAUCUAGAGAAGCUUAAAGAAGAAGGAGAAAAUCAAAAAUACAUCGAAUCUCUCACAGAAAAGUUAAGGACAAACCAAAUGGACAAGCUGGAAACAAGCGAUAGAUGGACUAUUAUAAGAAACACUAUAACCGAAACUGCAAGAAAAUCACUAGGUGAAGCCAGAAGCAAGCAAAGAAAUGGUAUAACAAUAAGUGCCGGAAUGCAGUGCUAA